AUGGGACGGGUGCUAUUAAAUCCUGUAGGUGAUUUUUAUACCAACUUGGCGCAAACUUGUGUGGACGCAGGUUGUAGCGUCGACAUUUUCCUUUUCCCUUCUUCAUACGUCGAUUUGGCUACAAUUGCGGAAGUCCCAAAGAUCACGGGUGGACACAUUUUCAAAUACACCUGUUUUCAGGCUGAUCUUCAUGGCGAACAAUUUUUGUCUGACCUCAGUCGAGCUGUCGCGCGUCCGAGGGCCUUUGAUGCCGUACUCCGUGUUCGAACAAGCACUGGAACACGACCUGUCGAUUUUCUUGGCAGACACUUGAUGCGUAACACAACAGAUGUCGAACUUGCCUGCAUCGAUGACGAAUCAUGUCCUGUCACUGUGGAGAUAAAGCAUGAUGACAAAUUAUCCGAAGGAGACAUUGUUUAUAUUCAGGAUAAAUGA
This is a messenger RNA of Protopolystoma xenopodis, 435 nucleotides long. Lineage: Eukaryota; Metazoa; Platyhelminthes; Monogenea; Polystomatidea; Polystomatidae. The record is from the annotation of a GenBank genome assembly.